Messenger RNA from Rosa rugosa (rugosa rose), 611 nucleotides. RefSeq lists its product as uncharacterized. The transcript is spliced from 3 exons. The coding region runs from base 285 to 611 and encodes 108 amino acids. Lineage: Eukaryota; Viridiplantae; Streptophyta; Magnoliopsida; Rosales; Rosaceae. The record is from RefSeq and is a predicted model, not a curated record.
UCUUUAAUCCGCAUCAAUCACCAAAAGGACCAGUGCUGUUUCUCCCAAAUCAAAGUAAUCAAUGCAUGUUUAUUAUACUUGAAUAGAGAAAGAUCAAGCUUGGCAGUUUCGAGAGAAGCAAUCUAUUUCUAAAAACAGAGGUAUGUAAUUUUUUUGUUUCUGCAAUAUAACAAUGUAAUCAAGCUUGAGUUAUCUUGUUGAUACUAAGCAGAUAAUUUAUUUACAUAAAUGUUUCGAUAUCUAUGGUUGCUCCUGUGAACACUUCUUAAUUCGAUGGUGUAACCAUGACUCCCCCUGGUCUAAUUAUUGGAGUUUCUGAAGCACUCAAAGCUAACACAAAUAAAAAGAAGUUCAACCUUGGAGUUGAGAUAUACCAGACACCAGAACUUCAACCAUAUGUGCUUAAUAUUGUUAAGAAGCUCAUCAGCAAAUACGGUUUAUCAGUGUCACGGAAAAUUGCAUUGCUCAUCUAUUCAGCUUGCUUUCAAGUGAUGAACAAACCAAGCAUAGAACAUCAUCAACAUCAUCCUCUGGAAGGAAAGAGCAAUAUCGCAAAAAAAAAAGAAAAAAGUCUUGACUCAGUGUCGUUGACUUCGUUUUGUACUUUUUGA